UACCCUAUAUAUAAAUAAAUAUAGGAAAAUUAGCCUUCCUCCUUAAAAGGUCCCAAAAAUUCGUCCAUAAUGUCCGAAAAUGAUCGUAAAGAUACUGCAAGCUUCGAAGCUGUAACGGCACCUAUACAAGCAGUUAUGAAAAUGCCACCAUCAGUAGAUCAAUGUAGUGAUAGUGGAAUUUAUGAAUAUGAAAAUGCAUUAACUGUAAAUGAGGAGUUGGAAAAUACUGCCGAUCAAGAACUUAAUUCACCUCCAGAAGAUGAUUUUUCUGAGUAUCUGUGGAUGGAAAAUGAAGAAGAGUUUGACAAGGAGGUCAUGCAAAGAUUAGAAGAGGAAGCUUUAAUGGAAGAAUGUAUUGCCUUUAUGAGCAAUGAGAACUCCAAUUCAGGGUCCGAGAAUGCUGGUAACGUGACUAAUUCUAAGCUGAACCCUGAAGCAGCAGAAUUUAUUCCUGCAACUCAUCGUGAGCCACCUUUAGAAGGAAUUCCGGUUACCAGACAGUCUUAAAUGUUGGAUAUUUAGUGCAUAAUAUUUGUUCACUCAUUUACAUACGAUUGAGAUUACUUGCAUCAACUUUAAGCUUUUAUGAACAAUGAACAGAAUCCUUUGGCCGUACGAGUUUGGAGAGCUUAAAUUUAUUUUUAAAUAAAGAUGAUAUCCUACUUAAAUGUAACAAAAGGCGAAGUUUGCCAUUUCGCUUUUAAAUUGAGCCUGCAAUUUUUUUAGGAAUAUCAAAUACAAAAAUUUAGGUAACAAUGAAAAUAUAUAACGCUAGUAGAUAAAGAUGCUUAAAACUAAAUUAUCAAUAAUUCACUUAUUAGAAAGGGUUUUGGUAAGAAAAUAGUAUAGUUUCUUAAGCCAAUAUAUCCAAAAAUAUAUAUUCCGUUUUCGAUGCGUAAUCUAUUGUAGUCAUUUUUUUAAUCUCAUUAUUUUGAACUCAUUAAUUUUUAUAUUGCACUAGUCUUUCAUUCAGUGCUCGAUUUUAGUGAUGUAUUGUUAAGCUCUUCUAGUUCAAGCAGCUAAUCAUUAUUUUGUAUAUACUGAACAAGUCAAAUUAUUUUAAUAUCAAAAGAUUUGACACAAAUGGUUUAUUAUAUCAAUAUAAAUUUAUAUCCUAUUAAGGGCAUUUCUGACUAACUGUAACUUUGCCGUAGCGAUUUUGUCGCACCAACCUAAGAUUGAUAUAUUAAUUUAAAAAAAUUGUAUAAAUGUAAAAUAAAUAGACCUACGUCAAGAUAAUUAAAAAAAAUACAUUAUAUAUUGUUCACCUUUAUUCCUACUAAAAAUUAAAUUAAAAAACAUAAAGAAGUAAUAAAAAUGAGUGUCAUACGACCUAACGUAUUGCAGACAGCUAGGAUUUCCAUUCGACAAGUUAUAUAGUAUAUUUCAAUAAGUGUUUUAUGGAUUUUAUAAGUUAAAUUUUUGGUUGAUACCGAUUCUGCUAAUAGGCUGUAAGUGAUAGAAAAAACGUUGACAUCAUCUGAUUAAUUUUUUCUUGAACAAAAACCACUUUCGAAUUACAAUCUUUGGAAAGAAGUGCGCCAAAUAAAUAGGAUCUUAAGACAACCUUAUAACGCGACAAAGUCACUCUGAGAAGUUGCAGGGUCAGAAAUCGGCUUUAGGAUUAUUAGUCAAAAAUCUUUAAAUAGUUUCGUGAUGCCCAAAAAAAUACUUAAUAGUUUAUAAAAGUCGUACAAUUGUUAUAGUGUAAAUAAUGUCUCUAUGAUAUUGUAAAUUCAAAUUUAAUUUUAGCUUAUGGGCAUCCUAACAAUAACAUAAGAAAAUUAAAGGAACAAUGUAGUAAAUUAUCUGUAGAUAAAUAGUUUCCUAAGCUGCGAAAUAAAAUUUUAGGACCUUUAUUAAAAUUAAAGUUAAUUAUUUUUUAAAAAAGGAAACACCGUUGCACAACUUAAUUUCAGAUCUCAUGUAUAUGUCCAGUGCCCGAGUCUUUGAAUUGCUUUUUUUAAGUUUUAAAUUAAAUAAUAGUUUUGAGAUAAUACUUUAAAGUGACAUCAACCAGCAUUUUAAGAAAAUGAAAAUAGCAACACGAAACUAAAUUAGGCAAAAAAAAUGUUUAAAAAAGACAAAUAUAAAAAAAAGUUUUCUUCCAAUAUUUUGCCCUUUUUUGUCUCUCUAAAUAACUUGCAUGUUUGUUAGGUAUUCAGUGCAUAUUCAGUAAAAUCUGGUAAGAGUCUGUAACUUAAAAUGAAAUACAUUUAUCUUAUCGGAUAAAUGCUGAAGAGUCGAUUUAAUUGUUUAGUAUCUUUUUUUUAAGUAUGUUUAUAUUAAUUAUGUUUUUAAUGUUCCGAAAACAGCAUUCCAAGAACUUUGGUAUCCUACAAUCUUGUGAUAUCCUUCAAUGUAUAAACUAUAUGUAUUAACUAUAUGUAUAGUAAAAUCGAUCGGUUUGCACCUUUUAGAUGUUAUAAAAUCUACACGAUUGGGAAUAACCACAUUUGUAUUGGCCGGAUACUGACAUAUUAAUGACUUUAAUUAUUCACCUUUUAAUAACUGGUUACAGACUGUAACUGUAUAUGACGCCUACUUCAGAUUAAAUUUUAAAGAUAUAUUUGUUAAUUAGAUGAUAGGAAACUUUAUUUAGGUAAUAUGAUUAUUGGGCAGCUGUUAAUUUAAAUUGUGAUUGUAAUAAGUUCUUAAAUUGUAAGGGUCGCUAAUAAAAAUUGCAUUCAGGCUGUGGAUGAAAAAGAAA
This is a messenger RNA of Anthonomus grandis grandis, 2710 nucleotides long. It is a transcript of the gene Paip2, whose product is annotated as polyadenylate-binding protein-interacting protein 2B. Gene Ontology annotation, molecular function: mRNA regulatory element binding translation repressor activity. Gene Ontology annotation, biological process: negative regulation of translational initiation. Bases 70 to 507 code for a protein of 145 amino acids. Lineage: Eukaryota; Metazoa; Arthropoda; Insecta; Coleoptera; Curculionidae. Gene Ontology annotation, cellular component: cytoplasm. The record is from RefSeq and is a predicted model, not a curated record. The transcript has 4 exons.